AUGUCUGUUCCAUCAAUUGGUACACCAGUAUCGUAUGACUUUGCUUAUCGACAGACAAGCACUGAGGGGAAAACCCCGAGGCCUAGCCUCACUACUUUCCGCGCACCUUCUUACAUCCACGUGGAGAGCUGGGACUACACAGCUGACUUUUACGAUGACGAGAUCUUAGCCGGUGAACAACUGGCGGAUCAGUGUGACGCAGUCAUCUCACAUCCAGUGGAUCUAUCGCGGCGAACGUGCCGUCGACUCCAACAAUCCUUCGUGGAGAACUUCCUUCGGUGGACACCUAUUUUCGAUCAACGAACCUGCGUCAGUGCGCUUGAACAGGCAGACUCAAGUAGCUUCGAGCACUCUAGUGCAUCAACAUGCCUAGCACUUCUGAUCCUGGCCCUUGGUGCAAUCUCUGAAGAUAGGAAUGAUAACUCGAAUAAUCUCACUCCAGGGCUGGAGUACUUUGCACGUGGCUGUCGCCUCCUCGAGCACCUGUCGCUUCGCAUCGGAAACCUAACUAGCCUUCAGUGUCGGAUACUGCAAGCUUCGUACUUCAAGUUCGCUAUCAGACCACUGCAGACAUGGAACUCCAUCACGCAGGCUGCGAGAGACUGCAUGCAUAUUUUGAGCUCCAGAGCUAUGCAACGCUACAGCCCAUCAGACCAAGAAGCAUUCAACCGAGCGUUUUGGGCUUGCUCUACCGUCCUGCACGAGCUUGAGGCUACAUGUAAAAUGCAUCCCAUCGGACUACGCCACUUCCAUGAAUUGGUACCGCUUCCUCAGUUCGAAGAAGAGGAUUCAGGCUUCUACUUCUUCCUAGCGCAGAUUAGCCUUAGGAAGUUCCUGACACAGACUCUUGAAGUUGUCGGUUACUUUACAGGACAGGUUAUAUUUGCACCUGUCGUCAUUGGCGAGCUACGGAAACAAGUUCGCGAGUGGUACGAUAAUCUGCCUUCUGCCGUUCGGUUUCCCCUGGAUUCGACGCCGCUGUUUGACUCUAGGAAGUCUUUCCUAAGGAUUCAGUACACAGCUCUACACGUAGUGCUUGGCUGGCCUUCAGUACUUAAGAUACUCGAGAACAGCGAAGGAGAGGCCAGUGCUCAGGAACAUGACACGAUUGUAGUCACAAGGGAGCAUGCGCGACACUGCAUAAAGAGUUCAGCCUUGCUUCUAAGUAUAGCGGACGAGCAACUCAUGGGAAGAAAGAUGGGAACGUACUUUACACUAUACCCGACAUUUGCGUGCUUCGCAACCCUACUCAUAGCAUACGGCCAUACGGCCCUCGCUUUCAUCGAAGAAACCAAACAGGAGCAGCAUAUACGCAAUGGAUACGAAGCACUGUGGCCAUGGACGCAUCUGCCUCUGGUUCGACGAGGAUUAGAAAGGGCACGCAUUUUAAUGCAGCAACAUGAUCUUGCGCAUAUCUUCCACGCAUGUGCAGAUGAAUCACCUCAGCCUGCGUCUGGCAUUAGUCCACCAGUAGCAACGAGUGUACUUGACUCCGUGUUGACAUAA
Alternaria rosae is the source of this 1506-nucleotide messenger RNA. RefSeq lists its product as uncharacterized. The transcript is spliced from 4 exons. Gene Ontology annotation, biological process: DNA-templated transcription. Lineage: Eukaryota; Fungi; Ascomycota; Dothideomycetes; Pleosporales; Pleosporaceae. The coding region runs from base 1 to 1506 and encodes 501 amino acids. Gene Ontology annotation, molecular function: zinc ion binding; DNA binding. The record is from RefSeq and is a predicted model, not a curated record.